UCUGGUUCAAGUUGCCCGGGCGGGAAUUCGUCUGUACAGAAGAACACUGCCAAGCAUCAAACAUGUUCCUCAAAGCCGCCCUCUCCACUGUCUUAAUAGCCGGCUUGGCGCAAGCCUCGCCCGUGCCCGUCGAGCGCCGGGAACUCGGAGGUAUUCUCAUCUGCAACGAGCCAAACGCGCAAGGCCACUGCGAGUAUGGCGUGUACAAGCUCGAGACGUGCUACAACCUGCCGCCAGCGCUGAUCCACAACGCGGCCACCUUCGCCCCCGACGGGGAGGCCUUCUUCUGCUACCCUUACCUCAUGGAGUGCGGCGGCAUCUGCACGUCGCCCGAGGGCUGCACCCUGGGCGCCGUGUCGUUCAACUAUGAGCACAAGUUCAACUUGACGGCGACGGGCUGGAACAAGUAUAUCACGUCGUUCGACUGCCACAGCAACAAGACGACCACGCCCGAGACCUGGAGGAGGUGACGCCUUACCUGAAACCUUGUUCCGCCCGUUCGGCAUUGGCAUCGGUGUUCGGAGUUGGCCAGGGGGGGUUCAGCGGUCGCCCCAGCGAUGACGGCAUGGCGCUGUGGGCCCAUCUUCUUAUCCUCCCUCUACCCCGCCGUCGGCAGUCAAUACUGCGUAAAAGGUGGGGUUGCAGCCGCCCUCUUCGACGACGGCAGUCAAUUGGGAUGUGGGCGGGGUAGCUCAGGCAAGCGGGAUGGAGUUGGCAGCUCAAGGAAUGUCUUGCAGG
Thermothielavioides terrestris NRRL 8126 is the source of this 738-nucleotide messenger RNA. RefSeq lists its product as uncharacterized. Lineage: Eukaryota; Fungi; Ascomycota; Sordariomycetes; Sordariales; Chaetomiaceae. The transcript has 4 exons. The record is from RefSeq and is a predicted model, not a curated record. The coding region runs from base 63 to 470 and encodes 135 amino acids.